CGCCCUCCGUUCCGCGGUGUGUUGUCGAAGUGAAGGAUCCCGUUCGACGGACGGUGGCGGUUCCGAAGCGGCGGGCUUGAUUCCGCCACUUAACCGAGCCGCUUGCCUUCGAUGUGCAGGGCGGGAUGGGGGAUCGAACGCGCGCGCGGACCUGCCGGGCUACAUCGCAACGAGCGUCAUUUUUCUCCCAUCUUUGACCAUCGUCAUCAUCACCAUCAUAAUCAUUACCGCCGCGCAUGUCGCCAUCCCAAAGGGCCGUUCUGUAGAUCAACGAAGGAGGAACUUGCUGUACAAAAAAAGUCGGUGAGGGAUCGAGCUUGACCGAGCGGACCCCAUCCGGCGCCAUGGCCUCCAAACUGAACCCCAACGUCCUGUACGUGGCCGAGCCGAGCGAGUCGGCCCAGGCGGAUGCCGAGAGGACACCUCUUGCCGGGGACGCGGGAGACGAGUCGUCCGACAGCGACGGCGAGCAAGAGGAGACGUCGCACAAGCUCAUCCGCAAAGUUUCCACGUCGGGCCAGAUCCGGGCCAAGAAGAGCGUGAAAGAGGGAAACCUGUUGAAGCAGACGAGCUCCUUUCAAAGGUGGAAGCGCCGGUACUUCAAGCUCCGUGGAAGAACGCUCUACUAUGCCAAGGACUGUAAGUCUCUUAUUUUUGACGAAGUCGACUUGUCCGAUGCCAGCGUGGCCGAAACCGGCACCAAGAACAUCAACAACAGCUUCACGGUUAUCACUCCUUUUCGCAAAUUGAUGCUGUGUGCUGAGAACAGGAAGGAAAUGGAAGACUGGAUCGGGGCCCUCAGGUCUGUCCAGAAGUGGGAAAUCUACGAGGCCAGCCAGUUCAACGUGGAGCAUUUUUCGGGAAUGCACAACUGGUACGCCUGCUCGCACGCCCGGCCCACCUUCUGCAAUGUCUGCAGGGAGGCCCUGCCGGGCGUCACCUCCCAUGGCCUUUCCUGCGAAGUGUGCAAGUUUAAGGCCCACAAGCGCUGUGCCGUUCGAUCCACCAACAACUGCAAGUGGACCACGCUGGUCUCGAUCGGCAACGACAUCAUUGAAGAUGAGGACGGGGUGUCCAUGCCCCACCAGUGGCUGGAAGGCAACCUGCCCGUCAGCGCCAAGUGCGUGGUGUGCGACAAGAACUGCGGCAGCGUGCGGCGACUGCAGGACUGGCGCUGCCUCUGGUGCAAGGCGAUUGUCCACAGCAGCUGUAAAGAACAAAUGGGCAAAGUGUGCCCCCUGGGUCAGUGCAGAGUGUCCAUCAUUCCUCCCACUGCACUUAACAGCAUCGACUCUGACGGCUUCUGGAAGGCCACGUCUGCGUCUUGUUCCAGUCCCCUCCUGGUUCUCGUCAACUCCAAAAGCGGGGACAACCAGGGUGUCAAGUUCCUGCGCAAGUUCAAGCAGCUCCUCAACCCGGCUCAAGUCUUUGAUCUGAUGAAUGGCGGUCCGGAACUCGGACUGCGCCUCUUCCAGAAGUUUGUGACGUUCCGAAUCUUGGUGUGCGGGGGCGAUGGCAGUGUGGGCUGGGUGCUUUCGGAGCUGGACAAACUCAACCUCCACAAGCAGUGCCAGCUGGGAGUGCUGCCUCUGGGCACCGGGAACGACCUGGCCCGAGUUUUGGGCUGGGGGGGCCUCUGCGACGACGACGCUCAGCUGCUGCAGAUCUUAGAGAAGCUGGAGAGGGCCACCACCAAAAUGCUGGACCGAUGGAGCGUGAUGACCUACGAGGUUCCGCCCACCUCAAAACGCACACGAUCGACGAAGGAAGAGGACACCCUCGACUCUCCUCUGCAGGUUCACAUCACUCAAUAUGCCGAUUCUGUGGCGUCCCACCUGGCUAAGAUCCUGGAUUCAGAUCGACACAGCGAUGUCAUUUCCUCCGCAAAGUUCCUGUGUGGGACGGUGAAUGAGUUUGUGGCGGAGGUGGGCAAGGCCUACGAGAGAGCCACGGAGAACAAGGAGGAAGCGGAUGCUAUGGCAAAGAAGUGUGCUUUGUUGAAUGAGAAACUGGAUUCCCUGGUCAAAGCCUUAAGUGAAGAAGCUGAAGCUCAGGUUGUUCCAGCGGGUUCCCAGGCCAGCCCGGACGGUGAUGGCUCUGGCCCCGAAAAAGAUGCAAGCAACGUAAGCUCAGACGCUCAAACUUACCGCUCGAAGGAGCAGCUGAUGCUGCGGGCCAACAGUCUGAAAAAGGCACUGAGGCAGAUCAUCGAACAGGCUGAGAAAGUGGUGGAUGAGCAGAACCGACACACUCAGGUCCACAGGAUGUGGUCGUCUUCUUCCAUCAAGCGGGAAAACAGCGAGGAACUCAAGGACGCGGACAUGCGCAUCAGAAGUCUCAGUCCGUCUUCGCCCAUCGUCCUGGAGAAACCGGCGAGCCUCCACACGGUCAACUUCAACGAGGACUCAGUGCAAUGCUGGGAGAAAUGCGUGAUGAACAAUUACUUCGGCAUCGGCCUGGACGCCAAGAUCUCGCUGGAGUUCAACAACAAGCGCGAUGAGCAUCCGAAAAAGUGCAGCAGUCGUACGAAGAACAUGAUGUGGUACGGAGUUCUGGGCACCAAAGAGCUGGUCCAGAAGACCUACAAAAACUUGGAACAGAGGGUCCAGCUCGAGUGCGACGGCGUCGCCGUUCCGCUACCAAUCCUCCAGGGCCUGGCGGUGCUCAACAUUCCCAGCUACGCGGGUGGCAUCAACUUCUGGGGGGGCACCAAGGAGGACAACAACUUCGGCGCUCCGUCUUUUGACGACAAGAAACUGGAAGUGGUGGCCGUGUUUGGCAGCAUGCAGAUGGCGAUGUCCAGAGUCAUCAACUUGCAGCACCACCGGAUUGCGCAGUGCCGCCAGGUGAAGAUCACCAUUUUGGGGGAGGAGGGCGUCCCCGUGCAAGUGGACGGCGAGGCUUGGAUCCAGCCACCGGGCAUCGUCAAGAUACUCCACAAGAAUCGAGCGCAGAUGCUCACCAGGGACAGGGCGUUCGAGAGCACGCUCAAGUCGUGGGAGGAUAAAUUAAAAGUCGACAGCGACCGUGCCAACAGACCCCGCCUCAACUCGCAGCAGUCCAUGGAGUACCUGACGGAGGAGGAGUGCGCCCAGGUGCAGCAGCUGGGCAUCAUGGCCGACACGCUCAUCAGCAAGAUCCGCGAGACCGCCAAGACCCACAAGCUGGUGGAGCAGGAGCUGGCGCACGCCGUCAACGCCAGCGCCAUGGUGCUGACUGAGGCCAAGCUGUCCAGCCCCGAGCAGUUUCUGAGUCGCAGUACAGCCGUGGAAAUCGUCAACAGCAGCAAAGUUCUGCAAGCGGAGACGACCAUGCUUCUGGACGGACAACAUCUGUCCGAUUCCCCGGAGGAGGCGGAGCUGCGCUUAACCCUGAACAGCCUGAGCGCGGAGCUCCACAAGCUGGUCGACAUCCACUGGAUCUGCCCGCUGAUGCAUUGCGCCGAGGGGGAGUCGGCGCGUCCCAGCGGUAAAAGCAGCAUCAAGCUGAAGAUCAUGCCCAAGGCGAAGAGGGAGAAGGAGAAGCUCUACAAGCAGAAGUCCAACAGCUCACUCUCAGUCGACGUCUCUCGUGCUGGAGCCACGAUUCAUGUCAGUCCACCUGUUGCAGCAGAUCUCCAAGGAACAUCGGACGUCAAAUGCGCAACUCCUGAAGCAGAAUCUUCGGGCAACUGAUGAUCUUUUCCGGCCUCUCACCUUGACCACCGCGGGUGGCGAGACGCCUUCCUCCCGCCCGCCGACGCCCGCUGGCCUGACCGAGAGCCACCGAUGAGUGAUGAGCACUCCGUCUUGCGUUUCCCUGCUGUACAUUUGAUUUCGAAAGGGUCUGCUAGUCUCGUGGUAUCGAAAGCGUACAACGAAUGUCUUUUUAUAUUUUAUUUUGUCAGAAACAAAGUGUUUCUGUCGCUUGCAUGCCGAGUGCAGCCAUCUUUUUCCGGACCCGCUGAGAACGGAAGCGCCCUCAGAUUUAAGUAAAGACUUUUGGGCACGACUUCCAUGAUAACCGGAUCUGAUGUGCGGAAAAAUCGUACAUGUUGCGGGUGAAGAGAAAAAGAAAAAAAAAAAAAGAUGGUGAAUGUAUUUUGUGUGCUGAGCUGUGAACAUUACUACUGAUAAGAAUCCUAAUAGUGAUAACGUGCACAUUCGAGGUUCAUUCAAGUGGUUCUUAGUUUGUUUUGCUUGUCGUGGCCUCAGCAGGUACUCAAGAGGUCAACGGGUUGACUAACAAACAGCUGAUUGUAGAUGUAACGCGCCUAACGUGAGCCUUUUGCUUUGCCAGUGGUUCCCAGAUUCUCUUGUGGCUUUUGCUGCCUUCAUGAGCGGGAGAGGAGAAAUCAUGAGGCCAAACAGUCAAACUAAACUUGCCUGAAGCGUGUUUAAGAUAAGUAGAUGCUUGUUGUUGAGGGGUGAACAAAACAAAACAAAAAAAUCAUACUGCGUGGUAUUAAUUUCUUAUCAGGAACAUGCUCGUUUCCACUCACGCUCGAGCGUUCCUUCGCUCGCUCUGCUGUGGUCGGAUGCUGCGAAUGCAUCCAUAAGUAUGCUGCCGCCUUUGCGCCUUUCCAGGCUUUUGUGGUGUUGUGCCAAGUCGAGGGACGCCCUCCUGGCAAUUGGGGGGGCGGGUUGCGCGCGUGUAUGCAUGCGCGUAACGUGGCGUUCAUUUCAAGUUUACUGUGUCUUGCCUUGCACUUUACAGACUACUUCAUGGGGGAGGGACGUCAAAUGCGCAACUCCUGAAGCAGAAUCUUCGGGCAACUGAUGAUCUUUUCCGGCCUCUCACCUUGACCACCGCGGGUGGCGAGACGCCUUCCUCCCGCCCGCCGACGCCCGCUGGCCUGACCGAGAGCCACCGAUGAGUGAUGAGCACUCCGUCUUGCGUUUCCCUGCUGUACAUUUGAUUUCGAAAGGGUCUGCUAGUCUCGUGGUAUCGAAAGCGUACAACGAAUGUCUUUUUAUAUUUUAUUUUGUCAGAAACAAAGUGUUUCUGUCGCUUGCAUGCCGAGUGCAGCCAUCUUUUUCCGGACCCGCUGAGAACGGAAGCGCCCUCAGAUUUAAGUAAAGACUUUUGGGCACGACUUCCAUGAUAACCGGAUCUGAUGUGCGGAAAAAUCGUACAUGUUGCGGGUGAAGAGAAAAAAAAAAAAAAAAAAAGAUGGUGAAUGUAUUUUGUGUGCUGAGCUGUGAACAUUACUACUGAUAAGAAUCCUAAUAGUGAUAACGUGCACAUUCGAGGUUCAUUCAAGUGGUUCUUAGUUUGUUUUGCUUGUCGUGGCCUCAGCAGGUACUCAAGAGGUCAACGGGUUGACUAACAAACAGCUGAUUGUAGAUGUAACGCGCCUAACGUGAGCCUUUUGCUUUGCCAGUGGUUCCCAGAUUCUCUUGUGGCUUUUGCUGCCUUCAUGAGCGGGAGAGGAGAAAUCAUGAGGCCAAACAGUCAAACUAAACUUGCCUGAAGCGUGUUUAAGAUAAGUAGAUGCUUGUUGUUGAGGGGUGAACAAAACAAAACAAAAAAAUCAUACUGCGUGGUAUUAAUUUCUUAUCAGGAACAUGCUCGUUUCCACUCACGCUCGAGCGUUCCUUCGCUCGCUCUGCUGUGGUCGGAUGCUGCGAAUGCAUCCAUAAGUAUGCUGCCGCCUUUGCGCCUUUCCAGGCUUUUGUGGUGUUGUGCCAAGUCGAGGGACGCCCUCCUGGCAA
Messenger RNA from Hippocampus comes (tiger tail seahorse), 5693 nucleotides. Its product is annotated as diacylglycerol kinase eta. Gene Ontology annotation, cellular component: plasma membrane. Lineage: Eukaryota; Metazoa; Chordata; Actinopteri; Syngnathiformes; Syngnathidae. The record is from RefSeq and is a predicted model, not a curated record. Gene Ontology annotation, biological process: phospholipase C-activating G protein-coupled receptor signaling pathway. The coding region runs from base 345 to 3674 and encodes 1109 amino acids. The transcript is spliced from 32 exons. Gene Ontology annotation, molecular function: ATP-dependent diacylglycerol kinase activity.